CACGGUCCUGCUCGCGCAGUAUUUUCUCAACACCAGUUGCAGCAGCGAAGAAGAAAUCCAGAAUGCCCCCCAAGAAAGCCGCCGCUGCAGAGAAGAAGACACUGCUUGGCAGGCCUGGUAACAACUUGAAGAUUGGUAUCGUAGGUCUGCCUAACGUAGGCAAAUCGUCGUUCUUCAAUGCCCUGUCCAAGACGGACCUUGGAAAGGCCGCGAACUUCCCUUACGCGACAAUAAAUCCCGAGGAGGCUCGUAUCCCCGUACCAGAUCCGCGCUUCGAAUGGCUCUGCGAGCUGUACAAGCCCACAUCUCGCGUGCCUGCCUUCCUCACGUGCAUCGACAUCGCUGGGUUGACGGCCGGCGCGUCGACUGGCGCAGGUCUUGGCAACGCCUUCCUUUCGCACGUGCGCGCUGUGGACGGUAUCUUCCAGGUCGUGCGCGCAUUCGACGAUGACGAGGUCACCCAUGUCGAGGGUGAUGUCGACCCGUUGCGUGACAUGGAAAUCAUUCAGACCGAGCUGCGCCUGAAAGACAUCGAGUGGGUCGAAAAACAUCUCGAUGGCCUCAAGAAGACUGGCCGCUCGCUGGGCAACAGCAGCCUUGCGGACAAAGCAAGGAAGGAAGAAAUUGCAACAGUGGAGAAGAUAUACAAGGUCUUGACGGUAGACAACAAGGACGUCCGCAAAGCCGACUGGACCAAUAAAGAGAUUGAUGUGGUCAACGGCCUUCAGCUGCUCACUGCAAAGCCUGUAACGUAUCUUGUCAACCUCAGCGAGAAGGAUUACAUUCGCAAGAAGAACAAGUGGCUACCGAAGAUCAAAGGCUGGAUCGACGAGCACAACCCGGGAGACCCGUUGAUCCCCUUCUCUGUCGCCCUUGAGGAACGUCUAACAUCGAUGACGGACGAGGAGCAGGAAGAAGAGCAGAAGAAGAUCGGUGCGCAGAGUGCACUCCCUAAGAUCACUCAGGCCGGUUAUGCUAGUCUCCAUCUUAUCCGCUACUUCACCUGUGGGCCCGUCGAGGUCCGUGCCUGGACGAUCCGGAGAGGCACGAAGGCGCCGCAGGCCGCUGGUGUUAUCCACUCCGACUUCGAGAACAAGUUUGUCUGCGGUGAAAUCAUGAGCUACGAGGAUUUGCGCGAGCACGGAAGUGAAACCGCUGUCAAGGCAGCUGGUAAGCUUAGACAACAGGGCAAGCCUUACGAGAUGGUCGACGGCGAUAUUGCUUACUGGAAGGCGGGAGCAUGAUUGUGACUUGCAGUCCAAGCGGCGAUAUGCAGAAUCAGAGAAGUCGGCAUGGAUUGUAACUCGCUAUUUCAAGAAAAUAACAUUAUUUGCGUGU
Messenger RNA from Postia placenta MAD-698-R-SB12, 1338 nucleotides. RefSeq lists its product as hypothetical. The record is from RefSeq and is a predicted model, not a curated record. The transcript has 10 exons. Gene Ontology annotation, molecular function: GTP binding; ATP hydrolysis activity; ATP binding. The coding region runs from base 63 to 1244 and encodes 393 amino acids. Gene Ontology annotation, cellular component: cytoplasm. Lineage: Eukaryota; Fungi; Basidiomycota; Agaricomycetes; Polyporales; Adustoporiaceae.